UCAGGCACAACUUUACAAAUGAUCACAACUAUUAACAAAUAUGUAUACGACAAAUGAUAUACCUACGUGGAUAUUGCGUUUAACAACUUUGUAUCCUAGCACAUGACUGUAUUUCGAUACCAGAAUUAGGACAUUAAAGUAAUAAACUGUACAUUCUUCAAUAUGUUUGGUGGACAAUUAGAGCUCAAAGUAAGAUGAAUGUGUCAGGAUAAUAGAAGACACAUCUCACAGGAUGGCAAGAUGCUGAGGGUGCUCACGCCAGUGUCCUCAGCACUCAGCACGCGAGAGCACGUGUCAGUGUGACCAGUGGGAAGAAGCAUUUUUUUGGAAACCGAAGCAUCAGUGUGAUUUUAAGUGAAAUGUUGUGUCAGUGAUGUUACAGUAACAGACUACUGAGGUUCUUACGUUGUUGAAGACGCGUGAUGUGAAGUGAUUGGUCUGGUCAAGUGAGGUGUGUCUUAUAAAUUGUCAUCAUCCCCUGGUGUGAGGACGUGUAGGUUACCUGUCCUGGCCGGCGAUGGAUAAGCGGUUCCUCAGACCUCCCCCCAUAGUGGGCAUCCGGGGCUUCAAGAAACUUUUCGUGAAGGAGGGUAACAUGUCAAACCCGGCGUCACGGAGAGGGUCUGUAUCAGGAGACGGCCUCUUCCACGAGAUGGCGGAGUUCAUGGGCCGAGGUCGCGGCUUCACCUCCUACGACCUCAUCUCCAGGACUCUCCACCAGCUGGCCCGAGAUGGCAUCAGUGAGGUGUUGAACUCAGCACUUGAUCGCCUGGGGAUCCACGGCAGGCGGCGCAUCAACAACCUAGACGCAGACAAGCUCGCUCCCUUGCAUUAUGCAGCCCGCUACGCACACGCAGACGCCGUCAGACUCCUCAUUCACGCUGGGGCCGAGGUGAACAUCCGUGGCCAAGAUAAACUAACGCCUCUCCAUUAUGCAGCCAGGUAUCGCAAACAGCUUAAGUCCAGCCGGAAGCAGUCGCCAGUACCUCCGCCCCCGAAGGAUGAAGAGGAGGAGGAAGAGGAAGAGAUUGGAAACAGAGGAGAGAACGAGGAGAAUCCUAAUGGAGAACAUGAGAGCUACAACUUGACUGUGGGAUCUACGCAGUCUGCAUUAACGAUUGGCAUAGGGAGUAUUUCUGAGACGUCGGUGAUCAGGAUUCUGGUGGAGUGUGGCGCUGAAGUCAACGCUCGGGAUGUGUAUGACCAAACACCCUUACACUACGCUGCCAUGAGAGGCAAUGUUCCUGCUGCCAGGGAUCUCCUCAAGUGUCCUCGAGUUUUGUGUGAGGCGCGGGACAAGCAGAAAAUGACACCGCUGUUCGUCGCCGCCACGUUUGGUUACGUGGACAUCAGCCGUAGACUUAUCCUAGCCGGGGCCAGCAUAUUUUCAAAGGAUGAAUCCGAACAAACACCUUUACACCGAGCCUCAAUGGAAGGCCAUCUGGAAAUUGUUGAGCUGCUGCUGAUGUCUGCUGUAGCGGCCGGAGGGAAGGCGACGUUGGAGAGGCUGGUUAGUGAGCGAGACAGUGAGGGACAGACGCCUCUACACCACGCUGUCAACAACAGUCACCUCCAGGUUGCGAGGCGUCUGCUUGACGCAGGCGCACACUUGGAAGCAGUGAGGGACACCUUGGCCACACCGCUUCACGCCGCUGCUGCAGUUGGUAAUACUGACCUCGUUAAGCUGUUGCUUCAGAAAGGAGCUCGGCUGGAGAGUGCCGACUGCAACCAGCAGACGCCCCUACACCGCGCGGCCGCCUACAACCAGGCACCAGUCGUCACCUUACUCCUCAACGCCGGGGCCAGCGUGGAGAAGAGAGACACGGACUCGUUUACGCCGCUGUUAGUGGCAGCCAGCGGUGGCCACGCGGCAGCAGUGCAGAUAUUGUUAAGCCACGGGGCUGAUGUGGAGGCUGUGGAUAAGGACGAUAAGUCAGCGGUGUAUUGGUGCGCUAGCCAGGGCAACGAGGAAGCUCUUGAGGUGCUCUUGAGCGACGACCACUGUCGGGAGCUAGUGGACGUGAGCGACCGGUACGACAACUCCCCGCUGCACGCGGCCGCCAAACACGGCUACAUGGCCAUCGUCAACAAGCUGCUGGAGGCGGGCUCUAAGGUGGACAACAAGAACGAGGACGAGGAGACGGCGUUCCAUGUCGCGGCAGAGGCUGGACAAGUCAGGGUUGUACGCGAACUGGUAAAUCGGUACAAAUUUCUUCUCUCUGAUGAGAACGAGUACUCGAACACCCCGCUGCACCUGGCGUGUCUACAAGGUCACACUGACGUAGCCAGGACGCUGCUGGAGGCUGGGGCGGCCGUCGAUGCCAGGAACUCCUCCCUCUGGACGCCACUAGACUGUGCCUCUGCCAAAGGCCAUGUUCUGUGUGUUCAUCUCCUGCUGGACUAUGACUCUCCUCUCGAUCCUCUUGAUAAGGGCUGUUUUUCUACUGGUCAGACAAGAACCACGCCCCUGCAACUGGCAGCGAAGGAGGGUCAUGUGGCUGUCACCCGCCUGCUGCUGGAGCGCGGAGCCUCGCUCUCUGCCUGCGACACUUCAGGAAGGAAUGCUUUGGAACUUGCUAUUUCUGCUGGCAAAAGGGAUGUCUGCAUGGCCAUUGUGAAGUCCAGUGAAUGGGAGGCAGGUCUGAGGAUUGUGAGGACAGAUGACAAUGGCCGGCGCGUCACCCCCUUCAGGAUGCUCGUCAAGAAGUUCCCAGAUGUGGCAGAGGUGGUACUUGACAGGUGCACAUCAACCAAUGGCAUGGAUUCAGAUGACAGAAAAUUUGACAUAUCAUUCAACUUUGAGUUUGUGGAAGACACCUAUACCUGUCACAAUGGAAGUGACACUGACUCCAUCAAUUCAAUCUCAACAUUUGAGCCGCCAUUUGACGAAGAAGGACAGCUCGCGGAAGACGCAGAACCCUACUCGCAAGACACGAGAGAACUGAAGAACAACCACCCUCUGAUGCUCAUGGUGAAGUAUAAGAGGCUAAAUCUUCUGGCCCAUCCAGUCUCCAUCUCCCUCGUCAAGCACAAGUGGAUGAGCUAUGGAAGGUUCGUGUACUAUUUAACGCUGGGAUUCUACAUGAUCUUCCUCAUCUUCCUCACUGGUUACAUCCUCACAGCAAGGGACUGGACAUCGGUCGCUGAUGAAAUGAACGGCACGGCAGUCAACACAACAGUACUGAUCCAGGCAGCCAAGCAGCAACAAUCUUGUGAGGAUAUACGAAAGGAGGUGAACUUGACAGACGGCGUAUUCGUUAUAGCAGGGAAGUGGGUGAUUAUUGUACUGGCAGCGCUUAACAUAAUGCGGGAGAUGUUCCAGUUUUACCGGGCUCGCCUCAAUUACAUUGGGUUGGAGAACUUGAUAGAAUGGUGCUGUUACAUCACCGCUGUUCUGCUUGUGUGGGACUUCACGGACUGUCCAGUCAGGCAGGAUUGGCAAUGGCAAGUUGGAGCAGCUUCAAUAUUUCUAGCAUGGAUGAAUCUGUUGCUCUUCAUCCGCAAGUUUCCCUUCCUAGGCAUCUAUGUUGUCAUGUUCACGGAUAUCUUUGCCACGUUUCUCAAGUUCUUCACCGUCUUUCUACUCUUCAUUGUUGCUUUUGCCCUCGGCUUUUACACGGUGCUGAGGGACCAGGAUCCCUUCAGGACUCCCGCCACCUCGCUCCUCAAGACCACCGUCAUGAUGAUCGGAGAGAUGGAGUUUGACGCCAUUUUCAACGAUGAAAAUGGACAGACACUGAAAUAUCCAGAAAUCACGUAUAUACUGUUCGUUGCCUUCCUCGUCUUGAUGUCCAUUCUAAUCAUGAACCUGUUGGUCGGCUUGGCUGUAGACGAUAUCAAGGCAGUGCAGGAUCAGGCUAUACUCAAGAGGCUUGCAAUGCAGACCCAGAUGGUGUUAGAUGUAGAAGCUCUGAUUCCAGAAACUCUGAAGAGGGUAUGCAUUGUCUGCAAGAAAAAGGUGUAUCCUAAUACACAUUAUGGGUCAUUCUCCAAGCUCUUCGGAGAUUUCAAGUUCAUGAACACAUUCGAGUUUUUUGCAGACGAGGAACAGCAUGAUUGGAAGCUUUGCAACCAACUGUUUCUUAGCAACAAAUGUGCCUCGAUAAACUCUUUUAUGAACGAUCAGGAGACUAUGCGCCGUGACAUGACUCAACUGAUGGCCGCAGUUGAGGACCUUCGCGCUCAGAACCAGCGGCAGAGAGCUCUUCUGAUUGCCCUCAUGAACGUCAGUAACCGCAACCAGAACAGGGAAACCAGCGAACCAGACAUAACCAAAUAUGUCUGAUAAUGAGGAACAAGGAAGGAAGGAAAGAGUCAGUGGGUUAGUGCAAAUGGAAUACAUCCAUUGUGAUGUAUGUUCACAACGACGUUAAAGAAACAAUUGCAUUUAAAUACCAGAGAAAGCAUAUAGAUAGUUUGCUAAAAAGUGUUCUCAUUCAGUGCAACUAUUUGCAUUGCAGUACAAAGUCAAAUCUAUAAAUUUUGUAUUUUACACCUUAUAUAAUAAUAAUUUAAACAUAAUCUUUACUUCACCUUUAGAGAUUGAAUUUUAAUGAAUCUGUUCUUAUUUGUUUCUUAGAAUGAUAGUUAUAAAUAUUUAUUUAAAAACUUGAUGAAAGUAUAUUUAAUUUACAGUGUAGAUUCUUGCCUUUUUUUUCUUAAAACAAUGAUCAGACGUAGUCAGCUGACCUUUAAGUGCUUAUUUACAAUAACUGCCCAGUACUGUUUAAUUAAAAUAACUGUUCACUACUGUUUAUUUAAAAUAGCUUCACUACUGUUUAUUUAAAAUAGCUUCACUACUGUUUAUUUAAAAUAGCUUCACUACUGUUUUUUUUACGAUAAGAACAUAAGAAUAAAAAAAACUGCAGAAGGCCUAUUGGGCCAUACGUGGCAUCUCCUAUUUAUAUCCUCCCAGACUUAUACAUAUACAGUAUAUGCCUAACCUGUGCUUGAAACAGUCAAGGUAUCCUACGUCUAUUAUGUUAUUCACCGACUGCCCCCUCCCCUUUAAAUUGUUUAAAUUCAAUACAAUAACUCCCGGGUGAUCGAUUUAAAGAAAAUCUUGGAUUGGUACAUGUUAUUUUUGCUCCCGGCCGCAGGUUCGAAUCCACGUCACGGCCCCUUGUGGAUUUGUUAAUAAGUAUCAAUGUUUACAACUUCAUUUAUGUAACGUGUUUGUUUCCUCUCUUCCAUUAUUAAUUGUCAAACUGAGACCAUAGGCUGCAAUUCAUCCUUCUAUUUAGUACCUAUUGUGACGAUCUUCAAUAGUUAGAAUUUGUACGUUCUUAGCUUUUAGAUAGUAGGAAUACAAUUAUUUACUAACAGCAUGUGGGUUAGUUAUUAGCUUUCUCUGUCUUAAGCUGUAUGGGUGGUCGAUGGAAAGAAAAUCUUAGAUUGGUACAUGUUGUUAAUUUUUGUUAUUUACAUAUAUAUAUUUUGUAAUAUAUAAAAAUAUCAUUAAAC
Messenger RNA from Procambarus clarkii (red swamp crayfish), 5463 nucleotides. RefSeq names its product transient receptor potential cation channel subfamily A member 1 homolog. The record is from RefSeq and is a predicted model, not a curated record. Gene Ontology annotation, biological process: monoatomic ion transport; transmembrane transport. Gene Ontology annotation, cellular component: membrane. Gene Ontology annotation, molecular function: protein binding; monoatomic ion channel activity. NCBI's taxonomy places the organism in Eukaryota, Metazoa, Arthropoda, Malacostraca, Decapoda, Cambaridae.